GCUACGUGAUGACUUGCAAAUUUUUGAUUACGCAAAAGCUACGUUUUCCUAUUUUUGCUUAAUGAAGAUCGUAUUGUUGUACUACUUUGUUAUUUAAUUUUUUUAAUAAUAAUAAUUUGCAAUUAAAUAAUGGGUAAGAAAGAGAAGAAUCACUUGAAGCAGUUGAAAGAGAUUCACAAUUUGAUUUUCUUAUCGAAACUGGCUUCCGGAUCUUCGACUGUUUAUUCGUUGUGGGCUUAUCAAACCCGCCUGUCUGUAGCUAUAAAGAUAAAGAAAAACACUAAAGAAUCAGAAUUUUCGACCAGUCACUGGAUUAAAUGCAAUCAUCCCCAUUUGAUACCGUUACUUCGAGUCAUUGAUUUCAAAGAUGAUUAUGUAGGUUACGUUAUGCCUCUGGCAGAAUAUCCUAUUCGAAAAGUCAUUUGCACCUAUUCGAAUAAUUCUGGAAGUUACGAGCAGGCAAAGUUGUGGAUAUAUCAGCUACUGACAGGUAUAUGCUACUUACACGAUCAGAAACUCUGCCAUUUAAAUAUAAACGUCGAUAAUGUAUUGAUCGAUAAAGGGCAGAAUGCCCUCUUGGCUGGGUUUUCUAAGAUAAGAUACGAAGGAGAAACUUGUGACGUGGAAGAAAAGGAUUCUAUCUAUCUACCACCAGAAUGGCGUUCGAAAAGACAAUUUGAUAACUUUUCGGGGCAGAAAAUGGAUAUGUGGUGUUUCGGAAUAACUGCCUUAGCGAUUUUACUGGGAAAAGAAUUUGAGAAAAUGGUCUACUCGUGGAAAGAUAUAGUCAUUUUUUCCAAAGAUCGCGUGAAGCUAUUGACGACAAAAAUUGCCGACAAAGAAUAUUUUGAAAAAAUAUUUAAGAAAGCGCAUCCUUGUUCGUCCAUCACUUCGACCAAUGCCGAAAAUGCACAUUCGUUCUUUAACCAGCUUUUAAAAGAAGAAGCUCAAGGUAGAUGCGCAUCGCAAGAUGUCCUUUGUCACUCUCUCCUUUGGCCUAACAAUAAGUUUCAAGUGGGAGCUGUAGAUAAAAACAUGCCUAAAAUCCAUCAGGAUGACGGUCUUCACGAACGUCUUUAUUCGCUUCCGAAUGAAAAAUCUGUUUUCUCUAUAAGGAAAGAAUUUAGCUCGAAGGAAGAUCGAUUUAAGAAAUAAUUUUAGUAUCAAACACGAAGCAUAAUUCUGAAACACGUAUUUAAAAAUUUUUCAAAGGUUUUGAUCUUGUAGAACAAAAUUCUAAAUGAUAAAAAUUAUAAUAAAGUU
Centruroides sculpturatus (bark scorpion) is the source of this 1263-nucleotide messenger RNA. RefSeq names its product probable serine/threonine-protein kinase DDB_G0270146. Bases 130 to 1155 code for a protein of 341 amino acids. Gene Ontology annotation, molecular function: protein serine/threonine kinase activity; ATP binding. The record is from RefSeq and is a predicted model, not a curated record. Gene Ontology annotation, biological process: protein phosphorylation; intracellular signal transduction. Lineage: Eukaryota; Metazoa; Arthropoda; Arachnida; Scorpiones; Buthidae. The transcript is spliced from 2 exons.